AUGAAAGCCUCCCGGAAAGGAUCCAAGCCGAAGCCCAGGGGCAGCACACUUUACUCCAUGUUCCAGCCGGUCACUGAGGUAGAUGACGGUACUGACGAUGCCGCAAAUGCCGUAAAGACUAUGGUUGCAAAAGCUCCAGUGGAGACGUCAGACAGCCAUGCAGAACUGGAAGAGGGAGCUUCAACUGCAGCUCUGCAAGCAGCUGCUUCUACAGUUAAUAUUUAUGGCUGGAAGGCCCACAGCGGAUCCUUGCACAAAUGA
Pelobates cultripes (western spadefoot toad) is the source of this 261-nucleotide messenger RNA. The record is from the annotation of a GenBank genome assembly. Lineage: Eukaryota; Metazoa; Chordata; Amphibia; Anura; Pelobatidae.